This is a messenger RNA of Salvelinus sp. IW2-2015, 778 nucleotides long. Its product is annotated as 26S proteasome non-ATPase regulatory subunit 4. The record is from RefSeq and is a predicted model, not a curated record. Lineage: Eukaryota; Metazoa; Chordata; Actinopteri; Salmoniformes; Salmonidae. Gene Ontology annotation, molecular function: polyubiquitin modification-dependent protein binding. Gene Ontology annotation, cellular component: nucleus; proteasome regulatory particle, base subcomplex; cytosol. Gene Ontology annotation, biological process: proteasome-mediated ubiquitin-dependent protein catabolic process.
GCUCUGAGGGUAUCUAUGGAGGAGCAGAGACAGAGGCAGGAGGAUGAGACUCGCAGGGCAGCAGUGGUGUCUGCUGCUGAGGCCGGGGUUCCCUCGCCUACCGCUGACGAGUCAGACGAAGCUCUGCUGAAGAUGUCAGUCCCCCAGGCUGACACGGCCACGCCCGCUAUGCCCGACUUCAGCCGCAUGACAGAGGACGAGCAGAUUGCCUACGCCCUACAGAUGUCCAUGCAGGGUGGAGCAGAGUUUGGUGCAGAGUCAAUGGACAUGGACACAGGAGCCCCUGUAGACUCAGAGGGUGCUAAGGAUGAGGAGGACUAUGAUGUGAUGCAGGACCCAGAGUUCCUCCAGAGUGUCCUGGAGAACCUACCGGGUGUCGACCCCAACAACGAGGCCAUCCGGAAUGCCAUGGGCUCGCUGGCCUCACAGACAGGAUCCAAACCUGACAGCAAGAAAGACAAAGAUGAUGAGAAGAAGAAAUGAACAUUUACACAGUAAACAUAAUAGAUACCCUGGCGUUGACCUGUUGUCAAUGGCUCCUUUAAUAUAAUAGUUGUGCAAAAUGUAACCUCAAAUGACCUCUAGGUUUUUUUGUAUCGCCAUACUCAAACAGUUGAACAGGGCUUUCUUUAUCUUUGUUGUGUCAAGGUUAAUGAUGCAUGUUGCCUUUAGUACAAACUUCUUCUUUUUUUAAGUGGGACCUUAUAUCAACCCAAGCACAUUCAGUAAGUGUACAUUUAUGUGCUGAUAAUAAAUACAUUUACAUAAUUCAAGAGAA